Molecule: messenger RNA, 1942 nt
Organism: Striga asiatica
Lineage: Eukaryota; Viridiplantae; Streptophyta; Magnoliopsida; Lamiales; Orobanchaceae
Source: the annotation of a GenBank genome assembly
AUGAUAUCAGAAAUGCGGGACUGAAAAGAAAUUAAGGAGAAAUGGGGUCAACAGUUGACACAAUUCUCCGAUUUACAAUCGCAGUAGUUUUCACUUUUCAGAGUUCACCGAGGAAAAAAGCUGGAAGUUGCAAAUGGAAGGAGGAGAGAACACGCGGCAGCUCCGGCCAGAGACCGCCGUGAUCGAGGAAUGGCACGGAACUGCUUCGUCGAAGGUCACGAAGACCGCCACUGUCACAGUCUCUGGAAACUCCGUCAGAAAAUCCGCUCGGCGCUUCAGUCAUCUUUCUGGGAGAAUCCUCGACGCUUUUGUUCCCGAGGGUUUUGAUUCUUUUUAUUUUCGUUUGAGAAUAGUUGUGAGCAGAAGCUCCGAGGAGUUUGAGCAUCAUGUUGUGACUGUAGUCAAGGGAUUUCCUGGCAGUGUGACACCUGAUUACGUCCCUUUCCAAAUAUGGGACUCCCUGCAGGGCCUCUCGACUUACAUUAGAACAAUGCUUUCCACCCAGGCUCUUCUGAGUGCUAUUGGUGUCGGUGAGAAGUCUGCUACAGUUAUUGGGGCAACAUUUCAGUGGUUCCUGAGAGAUCUAACUGGAAUGCUUGGUGGUGUCUUAUUCACAUUUUACCAGGGAGCAAACCUGGAUAGCAAUGCCAAAAUGUGGCGUCUUGUUGCAGAUCUGAUGAAUGACCUUGGGAUGUUGAUGGACCUCGUUUCCCCAUUGUUUCCAUCUGCCUUUGUGUUUAUUGUAUGCUUAGGGAGCAUAUCGCGGUCAUUCACUGGGGUUGCCAGUGGUGCCACUAGAGCUGCUUUAACACAACAUUUUGCACUUCAGAAUAAUGCAGCAGAUAUAUCAGCCAAGGAAGGAAGCCAAGAGACAGUUGCAACAAUGAUCGGGAUGGCUCUGGGAAUGCUCCUGGCUCGCGUUACGGCUGGUCACUCAGUGGCUAUUUGGUUUUGUUUUCUGUCCCUCACAAUAUUUCAUAUGUAUGUUCUUAGUCCGAAUCAGGUCUCGGUGAUGGAGCAUGUUUUGCCUCUGUGGAUGACUUCAUGGACUGAAAAUAGUGUAAAAUAUUCACACCAUCGGGUACGCUCAGGUGUCCGGAUUUCUUCACUUAAUAGUGAUGAACUAGCGGAGAUCUCACGCCUUGCCAGCUCCUACUACAAUAAAGGGAAGUAUAUACUGCUACCUAGAAAGAGCGCUAUCUAUGUCAUUAUGCAUAAAGAUUCAACGGCAGUGGACAUUUUACAAGCUUUUGUGCACGCGCUUGUCUUGGCAAAACUUGAUGAUAAAGGCAGAUCUGUACAUGAUGAGAGCCAAUCAUGGAUGACCAAAAAUUAUGAAGCCUUUCUUCUUAAGCUUCGGAAGUCGAGCUGGAGAACAGAACGUCUUUUGUCACCCUCGAUUGCUUGGAAGGCUUAUUGGUCCAUUCUAACUCCAUCAGAUGAUAAAAUUGACUGAAGAUCUUGGCAUCAAGCAUCAAUAUUUAAAUGAGAUAUUUAGAGUUAACUUCAUACUUCAAUUCACAAACCAUGGAAUUUUGUGGAGUGAGUUAUGAAAUUAGCUUAUUUUACACGUUUCGUUUAAUUUUACAAGUAUUAUGAAAGUUAAUUUCUGAUUUAUAUCCUUCUUACUCGUAGGAUGGUAUACAGUUUGGUUCUUUGUAUUCCUCUUUCUUUUUCCUUUUUCCACCAAAAAGCAUCAUAGAUAAGGAUUAAGGGGAAAAACAUAAUGAUGGUUGAUACAAGAUUAUACAUAAAUUCCUCUCUAAAUGUUUAGUUUUCCGAGUUUAUAUAUCUGUUAUGGUGCUUUAUAAUUACAGUAUAUGUAUGUGCCAAUUUUGGUGCUUUAUAAUGAUGUGUUGAAUUUUGGUGCUUCAUACCUUAUGUCAUUUCAUAAAGCUUUAGAGUAGUUCACGUAAAUUUGGACUUUUAAUUUAAAGUAUAA